Amorphotheca resinae ATCC 22711 is the source of this 2246-nucleotide messenger RNA. RefSeq lists its product as hypothetical. Lineage: Eukaryota; Fungi; Ascomycota; Leotiomycetes; Helotiales; Amorphothecaceae. The transcript has 6 exons. Gene Ontology annotation, cellular component: nucleus. Gene Ontology annotation, molecular function: DNA-binding transcription factor activity, RNA polymerase II-specific; zinc ion binding; DNA binding. Gene Ontology annotation, biological process: DNA-templated transcription; regulation of DNA-templated transcription. Bases 1 to 2013 code for a protein of 670 amino acids. The record is from RefSeq and is a predicted model, not a curated record.
AUGAGUGUACGACAACCCGUCAGUUGCGAGCCUUGCCGGCGACGUAAAAUCAAAUGCUCGAGGACCCGUCCUCCAUGCGAUACAUGUCGGCGACGGGGAUGCGCAGACCUUUGCGUCUACAAAGGCUACAAAGCCACUCGAGACGAAGGCUACGCAACUGCUCUUGCAGUGUCAAAUCAGGAAUUGCUGGACCGAAUUAGCAAUCUGGAAUCUUUAUUGCGGGAACACACUGGAGCUCAGAUUCCUGCUGCUGCUGGCGAAAUGACCAGCUCAAUGAUCUCUCCGCCAGUUGAACCGAUUCAGCCAUCUCAGCUACGUCCUGAAGCUUUCACUCCAGAGACUUGCUCCCCCCUAUCCUACCAACCCGAGCGUCUGGCCUCUCGUGGCAUAGGGGUUUUGACUUCGUCUCCGAACGGAGACGUUCGCUACGAACCACGAUCAUCUCAGUGGAGUUCUGUACUUGCGAACACUGGUCUGUCAAUUGAAACUGCAUCCUUGGAUGCCCAGAAUGAUUCCGAAACCACGUUGGGCUUUCCUUUUGCCACUUCUGGAACCUCGACUUUUGAUGAGUUGCUUGCUCUGCUACCUCCCAUGCGGCAAUGCGACUAUCUCGUAAAUACGUACUUUACUGUUUUUUCUCCACUUUUUCACAUCCUUCACGAUCCAACAUUCUAUGAACAAUAUAAACAGUUCGUAGGCGAUCCCACGUCUGUACCCGUGUCGUGGCUAGCAAUUCUCUUCGUUUUGCUAUCUCUGGCAGUCACUGCUUUAGAAGAAAGCGACCCAGUUCUUCGAGAUUUGGCACGGGGUCAAAAUGCGUGCAACAAUAUCCGAGUACUAAGUAGACGUUAUCGUGAGGCGGCGAUGAAGUGUCUUGCACGGCAGGGAGUGUUAUGGGGAAAGCACAAUGUUCAAUCAUUACAAGCUAUGAUUAUUCUGGUUUAUGCCCUGAGUCAUUGUCAAGAGCCCACCUGGAUCCUUCUUGGAAUGACUUAUCAUGUUGCUGUUGCACUGGCAUGCCACAUAGACCCAGAGAAUUUUGAAUUGGAUCCUAUUCAGUCAGAAGAGCGGCGUCGUUGCUGGGCUGGUUUGAUGAUGCUCUACACCAUUCAGAAUACUUUCCUCGGGAAUUCCGACCCCUCAUGGCGUAUAAAUCAUAACGUGAAACUCCCAGCCGACGUCAACGAUCUUGAUAUCACUUUGUCCGGCAUAAAAGAGAAUACCUACGGCCCGACACAGAUGACUUAUCUCCUUUUCAAGUUCCAGCUAUACGACCUUAACGCCAAGAUUUGUGGAGAGAUCUUCAACUCUGAUGAGCUUAGCCGGCAGACCAUCCAGGAGCUGGACAACCAGAUCUGUCAUGCGCAGGAAACAUGGGACAAACGCUAUCUCGCCGACUCUACCUUCGAUGCCUUACCCGCUCACCACGCCGUUCAUCUCCAUAUUCUGCACGGCUACUCUCAUCAGCUAUUCCUACUCCUCCACCGACCUUUCUUCGCGCAAUCAAUCCUUGGCCUGGAUAUCCCCAACGAGUCCCAAAUCCGCUGCAUUGCAUCCGCCGAAGCACUCCUCGACAUCCACCGUAUCCUAUCCGAAAGCCCAAAUUUCAGACCCUACCUGUGGUACACGAACGGUCUCGGUAGCUUCCACGCUUUCCACGCAGCGGCAGUUCUGGCCGUGGCGCUGCUCAUGCCGAUCUACAAACCGCAAUACCAAAGAUUCAAAAGGAUCCUCGAUGAGACAUUGACGAGAUUCGAGGCCUCGUCUGGAAGAAGCAAGAUCUGCGAGAAAGCGGUGAAGAUCUUCAAGUUCUUACUUGCGAUGCCAUCUCCAAACCAGACAUCGAGUCUCAAUCUGACUCCUGGAAGCGCAGGCAGUACUCAGAGUGAUGACGGGUUGUCAUAUGAUCAGAUGAAACUAUUCGCCGAUCGACUACAGCCCGAACACUGGCUCGCUCCUUCAAAUAUAGCUUGGACUGAGUGGGAGAAUCUGAUGACUGCCAACACGAUAUAGAUGAGUGAGUCUUAGACCUAAGCAAAAAUUGUCUACGGGCCUUUAAAUAAUAAAAGCCAGAAGGAACACAGAGAGAACAAUCCCGUCUGAUAUCUCCAUACAUACAUAAGAGCACUUCCAACAUCCCACUCCUUACUCUCUGACCCAGCAGAAAUAAGUACCUAGGUAGACCGCGUAUCUAGAAUCCCUACAUAAGCCCGACAUUUCCACAUUCCCGCAGUCAUUCAUAGCAC